Molecule: messenger RNA, 456 nt
Organism: Lichtheimia ornata
Lineage: Eukaryota; Fungi; Mucoromycota; Mucoromycetes; Mucorales; Lichtheimiaceae
Exons: 1
Coding region: 1-456 (151 amino acids)
Source: RefSeq, a predicted model, not a curated record
AUGUCAUAUCCAAGACAACCAAUGCUACUACCGAGAUUGACUCCCACAGCCAUACCACAACCUUGGUUUGCAAAGAAACGGAGCCUCGAAGACGAAUUACAGGAGCUGCAAUAUGAAGAAGAUCGAUAUACCCGAGAACGCGCACUCGCAUUGACAACCAAGUACGAUGCCAUCCAAGUCGAUGUACCCGAUGCAGCCCAUGGUGCCCAAAAAGUCCAGCAACGGCAAUUGACACCAUUCUCGCAAAGUUCUCAACAGCAACACUUGGUGGAACCUGAGGACGAGGGUGAAUACGACGAUGAUAACGAACAAGGCAAUUAUGGCGUAUCAGGCUCAUCGACAGGCUCUGUCACUCCUCAACAAGUCAGAAUGAUGCAGCACAAUGAGGAUAUGGUUCCUUCAUCCAUACCCGCCUCACCCGAGUUUUCAGACGAUGAUAUGAUGCUGAGCUUUUAA